Budorcas taxicolor (takin) is the source of this 3710-nucleotide messenger RNA. It is a transcript of the gene EXD2, whose product is annotated as exonuclease 3'-5' domain containing 2. The record is from RefSeq and is a predicted model, not a curated record. The transcript is spliced from 9 exons. Lineage: Eukaryota; Metazoa; Chordata; Mammalia; Artiodactyla; Bovidae. Gene Ontology annotation, cellular component: nucleus; cytoplasm. The coding region runs from base 101 to 1969 and encodes 622 amino acids. Gene Ontology annotation, biological process: nucleobase-containing compound metabolic process. Gene Ontology annotation, molecular function: nucleic acid binding; 3'-5' exonuclease activity.
CAGAUCUUCAGCGUGCGGUGCCGCAGGUGUUCGGGUCGGGUCCAGGGCCGCAGAUUGUGGGGUUAGUGAUAUGCUUUCCUAAACAGCAGGAAAGUUGAAGAUGUCUAAACACUUAGUGGCCUUGACAGUGACCACCCUUCUUGGUGUGGCUGUCGGAGGGUUUGUCCUAUGGAAGGGCUUCCAGCGCCGGAGGAGUAAAUCGAGCCUGGUGACCCGGCGGCGGCUGUCGCAGCAGCAGCAAGUGCCAGGCGGGAGAGAGCUGCCUGCUCCAGGAGAGGACCAGCCGCACUCCAUUGCCCCCAGAGCCUCAUGGGAAGAGAGGAUCCUCGGAGCAAAGGUGAUGACUGUGUCUCAGGAGGCAGAGUGGGAUCAAAUUGAGCCCUCACUCAGGAGUGAGAUACAAGAUUUUCCAGUGCUUGGAAUCGACUGUGAGUGGGUGAAUUCGGAAGGCAAAGCCAGUCCUCUGUCACUCCUUCAGAUGGCCUCUCCAAGUGGCUUCUGUGUUUUGGUUCGCUUGCCCAAGCUGAUCUGUGGAGGAAAAACACUACCAAAAACAUUAUUGGACAUUUUGGCAGACGGCACAAUUUUAAAAGUCGGAGUAGGGUGUUCAGAAGAUGCCAGCAAGCUUCUGCAGGAUUAUGGCCUCAUCGUUAAGGGGUGCCUGGACCUCCGAUACCUAGCCAUGAGGCAGAGAAACAAUUUGCUCUCUAAUGGGCUUAGCCUGAAAUCACUCUCUGAGACUGUUUUGAACUUUCCUCUUGACAAGUCCCUUCUGCUUCGCUGCAGCAACUGGGAUGCUGAGAAUCUUUCUGAGGACCAGGUAAUUUAUGCUGCCAGGGAUGCCCAGAUUUCAGUGGCUCUCUUUCUCCAUCUUCUUGGAUACCCUUUCUCUAGGAAUUCGACUCUAGAAGAAAACGAUGACCACACUGUCUGGAGAAAAAUCUUAGAGAAAUGUCAGGAUGUGGUAGAUAUCCCAUUCCGAAGCAAAGGGCUUAGCCGAUCAGGAGAAGAGGUUAAUGGGGAAGCAACAGAAUCUCAGCAGAAGACAAGAAAUAAGAAGUCCAAAGCUGAUGGAAUGAUGCCAGGCAACCACCAAGGGAGAGACCCCAGAAAACAUAAAAGAAAGCCCCUGGGAGUGGGCUAUUCUGCCAGAAAAUCACCUCUCUACGAUAACUGCUUUCUCCACGCUCCUGAUGGACAGCCCCUCUGCACUUGUGAUCGAAGAAAGGCUCAGUGGUACCUGGACAAAGGCAUCGGAGAGCUGGUGAGUGAAGAGCCUUUUGUGGUCAAGCUGCAGUUUGAACCUGCGGGCAGACCCGAAUCCCCAGGAGACUACUACUUGAUGGUUAAAGAGAACCUGUGUGUGGUGUGUGGCAAGAAAGACUCGUACAUUCGGAAGAACGUGAUCCCGCACGAGUACCGGAAGCACUUUCCCAUCGAGAUGAAGGACCACAACUCCCACGAUGUACUGCUGCUCUGCACCUCCUGCCACGCCAUCUCCAACUACUACGACAACCACCUGAAGCAGCUGCUGGCCAGGGAGUUCCAGGCCCCCAUUGGCUCCGAGGAGGGCUUGCGCCUGCUGGAGGAUCCUGAGCGCCGGCAGGUGCGUUCGGGGGCCAGGGCCCUGCUCAACGCCGAGAGCCUGCCUGCGCACCGGAAGGAGGAGCUGCUGCAGGCGCUGCGAGAGUUUUAUCGCACAGACACGGUCACGGAGGAGAUGCUUCAGGAGGCAGCCAGCCUGGAGACCAGGAUUUCCAAUGAAAACUACGCUCCUCACGGGCUGAAGGUGGUGCAGCGCCACACCCAGGGCGGGCUGCGCUCCCUCAUGCAGCUGGAGAGCCGCUGGCGGCAGCACUUCCUGGACUCCAUGCAGCCCAGGCACCUGCCCCAGCAGUGGUCGGUGGACCACAACCAUCAGAAGCUGCUCCGGAAAUACGGGGAGGACCUUCCCAUCAAGCUGUCAUGAUCGCUGCCUCCCUUCUGGGUUAGGACGCCUGGGAAGCUGGAGUGGGGGGGUGCCAAGUCACCUCUUCCUGUUUUAAUGUCAUUGUCAGAUUCUGGUGACACAACUCACAAUACUAACCCGUCGUGAUCAUCCCAGGAUGCUUCUGGUGGAGCAAGGCUAUGCUUUCAGGGGUACUCCUGGUUUUGAAUUUCAGCUGGGCAGAGUGAGAAUUCUCUAUUCCGCCUUUUUCUGGACAAAUGGGAACCUUGGCCUUCAUAUUUUUCCCCCUCUCCCUAUAAUGCUUUCCCUAUACAGGCAACACAUGAAGGAUUCUUCCUGAAGUGUCUUGUUAAGACUCUCAAGUUUUUAAUAUUUUUUCUUCCCUGUCCAGCGUGUUGGUUUAUCUCAAACAGGACCUGUGAAGUAUUUCAAUCCCACCCGGUUAGGAGGGAGAAAAAAAUAAAACGUUCUUCUAGAGGUUGGAGAGGUGGAAAGGGGUUGGAUUCAUAUUCCCAGUUCAGCCUCAUGAUUAGAAGUUCUUCGGCUUGAUGCUAUGCUGGAGCUCACCUGGAUGGGGACCUGGCCCAGCUGGGCUGCUUCGGUUUAUUACACAUCCUUGAAAAUGCUCCCCUUUACUCGUUCAGUCCCAAGGCAGCACCUUCCUGCCAUGAGUUUUCACCCUAGCACUGGAGGGGAUUCUUUUCUGGAAAGAGGCCUGGUUGGGCCACAGAGAAGCUCAAGCACCGUCUCCCUAGAGAACUGGGAUGAUUUGCUCAGCUUUUGGCUGUUUGUUGCAAUCCUCCUGCCCAGAAUGUCAAGGUUUUUGGCUAAUCCCGUUCUGAGAGGAAGAUUAUCUUUUCUCAGAAUCAGUAUCUGGUCCCUUCAGUGUUCUGUGUUCUAUCAGAUUUGCAAUACUGACCUCUUUUAAGCUCUUUAAUUCUCUCCAAGAGCCAUUUAGUCAGGUUGCAGUGAGAGGAUUUCUCCAUCUCCCAUCUUGCCUGGGACACUGGGAUUAAUUAAUCCAUUUUGAUGUUCAAAACGGUGGUGUUUCUCAUCUUUCUAAAUGUGAGGCCACCACUUUUAGCAUGAAAUCAACUUAUUAGUGAUUAGUAUCUUUUUUAAAGUAUAACGAAAACUUUCUUACCUUACAAGAUUUUAACAAGCUUUAAAAAAAAAAUUUAUGGCCAGAAUUAACAGGAACUCUGUUUUGGAACUGUGCCUGAGUUGGUGAUAGCUGCUCUAACAUUGAUAAGUAAACAACUUCUAAGCACAAAGUUCACGAAUUGUAAAUGUAAAACUUUUUGCUUUAUAACUUUGUAAAAUCAGUGAAUACUCUUGGGGAGGGAGAUCUUUAUCCUGUAGGUCCCUGCCGUGUGGCAGCCCAUGGUGUGUGCUAAGUUGCUUCAGUCGUGUCUGACUCUGUGCGACCCUAUGGACUGUAGCCUGCCAGGCACCUCUGACUGUGGGAUUCUCCAAGCAAGAAUGCUUGAGUGAGUUGGCAUUCCUUUCCAGGGGAUCUUCCCCACCUAGGAAUUGAACCCACAUCUCUUAUGUCUAACCUGCAUUGGCAUGCAGGUUCUUUACCACUAACGCCACGUGGGAGGCCCAUGGCAUGUAUGCACCGACUCCCCUACCCCAUCCCACCGCUCCCCACCCUGCCUCCCCCCCACCCCUAGCUUUGACCCCUGGACAGCAGCCCACCACCCAUGCAUAUCUUGCAUUUUUUUCCUCUUCCCUUCCCACCCAUCCUCAAAUAGGUGUU